Coccinella septempunctata (seven-spotted ladybird) is the source of this 360-nucleotide messenger RNA. RefSeq names its product chymotrypsin inhibitor-like. Lineage: Eukaryota; Metazoa; Arthropoda; Insecta; Coleoptera; Coccinellidae. The record is from RefSeq and is a predicted model, not a curated record. Bases 63 to 299 code for a protein of 78 amino acids. The transcript is spliced from 2 exons.
UUUCAAUAUAGUUCUGAAAUAAAACUUUCAAUAUCAUUUUGGGAUUAUCUUCGAUACUAAAAAUGCGAAUUUUAUUCCCAAUUUUCUUGGCGUUUAUAUUCGUCUGUAUUGAACAGACGACCUCAUAUUUCGUCUGCCCACCGAACGAAUUCUUCGACAGUUGUGGUUCAGCAUGCUUCCCUACAUGUCAAAGGCCACCAACGAAGAUUUGCAUUCGUAGAUGUGAGAUUAAUUGCUUCUGUAUGCCCGGUUUCAUCAGAGACGAAAUAUCAGGAAAAUGUGUUCGAAUAUGUCCAUGAGAUAAAACUAAGUCUUCAUUGUUCGAUUAGAAUUAAUAAACUAACCUGCGUCGAAAAAUGA